AACUUACUAGAAUAUUUCAUAAAACUUCAUCUCCCUCCAUAUUUUCGCGAAGACCUCGAACCGUACAGACUCAGUCUUCUGAAAGCGCGCCAGCAGCUCUUCACAGUCGUCCUUCACCUGCUGUUUACAGCGGAUCAUUUUAGGGUUUGAACGCAUCAUCAAGGCGGUAUUUGAAUGCAUCACUGUGGCGGAUAUGAGGAACGGUGACGUGGAGGCGGAGCGGACAGGUAGACCAGCGAUCCGAGGACUUCAGUAGACCCACGAAGACUACUGGAUAUAGUACACUACUCAAACGUACACGUCGUGGUCGCAAUCGCCUUUUUGGUUGCCGGAGGAGUCCCAUAAUACUCGAUUUAAAUCGUAAACAAGUGAGGAUCCGCAAAGAAAAUGGCGGAGGCGGACGGCUCCAGCAGAGCCUUCUUAGGACUGUCGGAUGUUUCCAUCUCUGAGGACAUCCCGGUGGAGGGAGAUAUCUCAAUGCCCCCAACCUCCAGCUCACAGGACGACGGGUUCUCCACCCUGGACGAGCCGGUGAAAGACACGGUCCUGCGGGACCUGAAGGCGGUGGGCAACAAGUUCGUCCACGUCCUGUACCCCAAGAAGAGCAAAGCUCUGCUGCGGGACUGGGACCUGUGGGGUCCCCUGCUGCUGUGUGUCACGCUGGCCCUGCUUCUCCAGGGGGGGUCGGUGGACAGCAAGGACGACGGGGGCCCGCAGUUCGCCGAGGUCUUCGUUAUCAUCUGGUUCGGGUCGCUCAUCAUCACUUUGAACUCCAAGCUCCUGGGCGGAACCAUCUCGUUCUUCCAGAGCCUGUGCGUCCUUGGCUACUGCAUCAUGCCCCUCACUGUCGCCAUGGUGGUCUGCAGGAUAGUCCUGCUGGGGGGCUCCGGGACCGUCAGCUUUGUGGUUCGGCUGGUUGUGGUCUGUGCAUCCUUCGGCUGGUCCACCUUCGCCUCCACAGCCUUCCUGGCGGACAGUCAGCCCCAGAACCGCAAGGCACUGGUGGUCUACCCGGUGUUCCUCUUCUACUUCGUGAUUGGUUGGAUGAUCCUCACCUUCGCCCCGGCGCAGUGACCCCGUCGGGCGAGGUCCGGAGUGCUGAACCCCUGGAGAGGAGGACUCUAGACCACGAGCCGGAUGGUUGAAGUCAUCCUGGACUUUGGAACUGACUGCUUUUCUUCUGUUAGUCUGUCAGGGGGGGUUAACCAAAGCGUACUAUAAAAGGUGGAUUGUUCUUCUGCUGGAUGGUCGUCCGACAGCUGGUUGUCAUGCGGGGGAGGGGAACCGCGGUCAGAAAGUUCAGUUUUUAGGGGACACUGAAGGAAAAGGGACACGACUUAGGAGCUUAAAAGCAUUAAAACUUAACCAACUUGCCUGCUGAUGUGGUCAUGAUUGCAAGUCGACGUCGAGGGAAUGUCUUUGGUGACAGUGCAAUCCUUGUUUUAUAAAAGCACGGGCUUUUGUUUCCUGGUUUAGUUUCCCACUUCCCCCCCCCCCCCUCCUAGUGGACCCAGAAGAGGUGACCCUCUGGUGGACCCAGAAGAGGUGACCCUCUGGUGGACCCAGAAGAGGUGACCCUCUCGUGGAUCCAGAAGAGGUGACCCUCUCGUGGACCCAGAAGAGGUCAAUCUCUGGUGGACCCAGAAGAGGUGACCCUCUGGUGGUCAGGUCUUGGAAUGGUCAACACAAUGAAUGUAGUGCAUCUUGCUUUGGUCGCAUUUAUUUCCUAAAUACAACAUAUGCAUCCAGUUCAGCAAGGGUCCACUUUUAGUCUUUUUGUGUUUUAAUAGCCACAGUGCAAGGUUUAUUUAGUUCUCCUUCAAACUCCUUUUCUGUUCAAACUUUAUUUUCCAUUUUCAGUAUUUGAUACGAAAUGUCCCUUUAUACCAUGACUACUAUCUGAUGACUAUCUUCUUCCUAAUUAUAUUUGAUUCAUAUCUAUUAUGUUAAUACUUGGGGAAGACUAAUAAAACUAUUCUGAACAAAACAAA
Gadus macrocephalus (Pacific cod) is the source of this 1991-nucleotide messenger RNA. It is a transcript of the gene yipf6, whose product is annotated as Yip1 domain family, member 6. The record is from RefSeq and is a predicted model, not a curated record. NCBI's taxonomy places the organism in Eukaryota, Metazoa, Chordata, Actinopteri, Gadiformes, Gadidae. Gene Ontology annotation, biological process: endoplasmic reticulum to Golgi vesicle-mediated transport. The coding region runs from base 388 to 1074 and encodes 228 amino acids. The transcript has 2 exons. Gene Ontology annotation, cellular component: trans-Golgi network; membrane.